Messenger RNA from Thamnophis sirtalis, 1040 nucleotides. Lineage: Eukaryota; Metazoa; Chordata; Lepidosauria; Squamata; Natricidae. The record is from RefSeq and is a predicted model, not a curated record.
CUGUUAUCGAAGCCCAAGUUUAGUGGAGUUGAAAAAAUCAAGACAAUUGGAAGCACAUAUAUGGCCGCCACAGGAUUAAGUGCAAUGCCCAGUCAAGAACACAGUCUGGAACCUGAGCGACAAUAUAUGCAUAUUGGGACUAUGGUAGAGUUUGCAUUUGCCCUUGGAGCGAAACUGGAUGUAAUAAACAAGCAUUCCUUUAAUGAUUUCAAACUUCGAGUAGGUCACGGAAGAAACCAGUAACAUCUUACAAACAUUGGGGUACAUUUGUACCUGCCGAGGUGUCAUUAACGUCAAAGGGAAGGGAGAGCUCCAGACCUUCUUUGUACAUACUGAAAUGACUAAAUCCCUUUCCCAGGGGAAUGUGGCAUCAUGAAAUAUAUCAAGGGUAGACAGUCUCAUAUUUUUAGAGAAAAUGCACCCCACACUUGUUUCUUAAAUCUCCUCUAGCCCACACCAUGAACAACAUGUGUGUAUUUUUCUGGUGUGUAGAAAUGUUGCUGUAGUCGUGUCUACAGUCUCAUCCCACCACUCACCACCAAGAGACCUCGGUAGUUGUCAAGAUUCCAGAAAUGGCCAAUGCGAGUGCUGUGCACUGAGAUAAUGACAGCUUGAUUUAUAUUCUUGACUCUCUCCAGUGGUUAAAAAAAAAAUUGAGGGAAAUAAACAGAGUUGUAAAAAUUAAUGGCCUGAUGCAGGAGGAGGCUAUGAAGACAAUAAUUUAAAAAAAUAAUAAUAUAGAAAAGCACUUGACGGCAAUAAAAUUAGAGCUGCAUGAAACAUCGUGGAAAAUAUGGUAGCUCCAUGUAACAUCCUCUAAUCCUGAAUUAUAUAAUUCUGAAUAUCUUAAUUCUAUCCCUUCAUCAUUACAACUUGGGUGUGUUCACUAGUUGUGUCUCACAGCCAACAACAUAAAAUAGAGCUUCAGGCUUGAUAGUUUCCCCAGAGGAAUUCAUAGACAAGCAGGACCAGUUUUGUAUAAAAUGUGUUUUGAUGCCCUUGUCUUUUGUAAUAUAAACUCAUUAAAGGUUUCUAUGUAC